This is a messenger RNA of Centropristis striata (black sea bass), 1977 nucleotides long. RefSeq names its product D(5)-like dopamine receptor. Lineage: Eukaryota; Metazoa; Chordata; Actinopteri; Perciformes; Serranidae. Gene Ontology annotation, molecular function: G protein-coupled receptor activity. The record is from RefSeq and is a predicted model, not a curated record. The coding region runs from base 1 to 1386 and encodes 461 amino acids. Gene Ontology annotation, biological process: adenylate cyclase-activating adrenergic receptor signaling pathway. The transcript has a single exon. Gene Ontology annotation, cellular component: membrane.
AUGGAGAGUUUUUACAAUGAAAGCCGAAACCAAAAUCACCUGGACCGGCACCAGGUGGUCACAGCUGGAGCGGACAGCUCCGGGCCGGGCGGAGGGGUCAGUCUCCGCGCGCUGACCGGCUGCGUCCUGUGCGUCCUGAUCGUCUCCACCCUGCUGGGCAACACCCUGGUGUGCGCCGCGGUCAUCAAGUUCCGCCACCUGCGCUCCAAAGUCACCAACUCCUUCGUCAUCUCCCUGGCGGUGUCCGACCUGUUCGUGGCGGUGCUCGUGAUGCCCUGGAGGGCGGUGUCCGAGGUCGCCGGGAUCUGGCUGUUCGGCCGCUUCUGCGACACCUGGGUGGCCUUCGACAUCAUGUGCUCCACCGCCUCCAUCCUCAACCUGUGCAUCAUCAGCAUGGACCGCUACUGGGCCAUCUCCAGCCCCUUCAGGUACGAGCGCAAGAUGACGCGCAGGUUUGCCUUCCUGAUGAUCGGGGUGGCGUGGACCCUCUCCAUCCUCAUCUCCUUCAUCCCCGUGCAGCUCAACUGGCACCGCGCGCACAACUCCACAGCGGACAACCCGGACGACUGCAACGCCAGCCUGAACCGGACUUACGCCAUCUCCUCGUCCCUCAUAAGCUUCUACAUCCCCGUGGUGAUCAUGGUGGGCACGUAUACGCGCAUUUUCCGCAUCGCGCAGACCCAAAUCAGGCGCAUCUCGUCUCUGGAGAGGGCGGCGGGGCCCCGUGCGCAAAACCAGCGCCACCGCUCGUCGACGCACGACGAAAGCUCGCUGAAAACAUCUUUUAAGAGAGAAACGAAAGUGUUGAAGACUCUUUCCAUCAUCAUGGGGGUGUUUGUGUUCUGCUGGCUGCCGUUUUUUGUCCUGAACUGCGUGGUGCCUUUCUGCGACCUGGACCAGCUCGGAGAGCCGCCGUGCGUCAGCGACACCACCUUCAGCAUCUUCGUGUGGUUCGGCUGGGCGAACUCGUCCCUGAACCCGGUCAUCUACGCCUUCAACGCCGACUUCAGAAAGGCCUUCUCCACUAUCCUGGGCUGUAACAAGUACUGCUCCAGCUCUACGGUGGAGGCGGUGGACUUCAGCAACGAGCUGGUGUCCUAUCACCACGACACCACCAUGCAGAAGGAGGCCUGCGCCAUGCCGGGCCCCGGGCCGCAGAGGCUCCUGGUGCAGCCGCCUCCUCUGCUGCACACGGAGGGAGAUCUGGAGCGCAACUUUGACAAAGUUUCCGUCAUUUCAGAUGAUUCCCGCAACCACAGCAACUUACUGCUGCCCGCCAUCCUGCAGUAUGAGUGCGAGGCGGAGAUUUCUUUAGACAUGUUGCCCUUCAACUCCUCCGGACCUGCAGACUGUUAUGUUAUUCCGGGUCAAAUCCAGGACCCGUGAGCAACCUGAACCUCCAAAACAAUCCUCAGUUGGAUAUAUGUUGCCUGUUGCAGAGCCCCAGUUCAGUUCUGUGUCCUCUGGGCCUCCGUCCACACCAUGCACCAGGGAGCAGGGGUUCAGUGUGUGACCUUCCUGCAAGUGCAAAAAUGUAAACCAGUUUUCACCCUUUUUUUUGGCUUAUGACUUCUUAAAGGAAAGUGGUGGUUUUAUUACUAAAUAUGAUGUUUUUGUAAUCAAACUGUCCCAUUUAAAUGUGUCUAGAGACAAAAAUCAUAAAUAUGAGAAAAUGUAGAAACACUUGAAAGGUGUAACUAGCUACACUGUAAAAAAAAAAAAAAAAAUGUUGCUUUUACAGAAAAAAAAAGGCAGCUGUGGUUACCAGAAUAUUUCUGCAAAAAAUACAGUACAAAUGUAAACAACUUGUACAUUUUACUGGUAUUCAGUGUACAAUAAAUAAUAACUGAAUGUUAAUUUACUGGUAUUCAAUGCACAAUAAGCAAAAUCUGAAUGUAAAUUUUGCAUUAAUAAUUAGUAUAAAAGCAGCAGCAUCCUGUUAAAUUAGCAGUAAAGGACGCUAUAAUGUACAACUUU